Molecule: messenger RNA, 4089 nt
Organism: Pelmatolapia mariae (spotted tilapia)
Lineage: Eukaryota; Metazoa; Chordata; Actinopteri; Cichliformes; Cichlidae
Product: obscurin-like
Exons: 19
Coding region: 18-3335 (1105 amino acids)
Biological process (GO): cell surface receptor signaling pathway
Cellular component (GO): plasma membrane
Molecular function (GO): transmembrane signaling receptor activity
Source: RefSeq, a predicted model, not a curated record
CACAGCGGAGCAGAUAUAUGAGUCAACUGAGACACCCAGUCUCUACAUGUGCUACAUGUGCAGCUCAAUGGAAAAUGUGGCUGUUCAAGGUCUUCAGUGUAAUAUAUAUGGUUGCUGUUUGUGCUUCUGAGGAAAACGAUGCAAGCACCUACAGUUAUCCAGAAAGCAAAUCAACAACACCUCCUCCUUUUGUGCCUCUGGUACCAGUUCUGGAGCGAACUUCCUCCUGGUCAGACGUCUUCUCUUCUGAGAAAGUAGUGCUAGAAUGUAGAACCACUAGCAGCUCGGAGCUGAUCUUCACAUGGAAGAAAAAUGGAAGCCCUCUAGGUUCCAGUCCAAAUUUGUCUCAGUUCCCAGAUAAGUCGGUGCUUACAAUCACAGCAACAUCACCACAAGAUUCUGGAAAUUACACCUGUGCAGUUGAGGGCAAAAAGAAGCCUAGUCAAACUAAAGAAAGUGGACCUCUCAACAUUCAAGUUUAUGCAAGCACACCCAAGCCCACACUUACACGAGAUUCACACUUUGGCGAGAUGUUCCCCAGCGAAUCCAUCACUUUCACCUGCAGUGUUCACGUGUCCUCUGGAUGGGAGUACCUGUGGUACCAUGGUCAAAACCAGAUUUCAGGAGUUAAUAUUAAUACGUAUACCAUAGAUUCUGUAACGACUCAAAAAAGUGGACAGUAUUAUUGCAAAGGCAAGAGAGGUCAGUUUGUUACAGAUUCAAGUGACAGCACAACUCUUAACGUUAUUGACCCACCAACACCACUUCUGCAGCUUCAGACUGCCUGGAAAGAUGUGUUUGAAAAUGAGGCAGUGGAAUUUCGCUGUCAAGUUGUCAGCAGCAGCCCUGGCUGGACGUUUACAUGGCACAGAAAUAAUCAGCAGCUCCAAAAUAACCCAGUUGAGACCAUUAAUGGAGACGGAGCAUCAUUAAAAAUCACCUCGGUCCAUCAAACACAUAAAGGAUCGUAUACCUGCAAAGCUCACCUUACAUCUAGGAGACUGAACUCUGGAUUCAGCAACGAGGUUAUGAUCCAAGUUAGGGAGAUUCCAGUUCCAACUAUAACAGAAACACCCAAGUGGGCACAUGUGUUCCCCACCGAGAGUGUGACGUUCAAGUGUGGGAUAGGGCAGGACAGCUAUAAUUGGAUAUAUACAUGGUACAGAGAUGGGACGCAGGUCAAUGCUGAUGGUACUGUGUCUUUUGAUGCGAAUGGAGCUGGUCUUUCCAUCAGCUCUGCUUCUGCUGCUCAUACAGGAAAAUAUAAGUGUAGUGGAAAAAUCCAGAACAGAGCUGUCACCAGCCAAACCAGUUCUGAUGUUUCUCUCACAGUGGAUGCUGAGAAACCCACUCUCAAACUGACACGAGAUCCAAACUACGAUGUGAUGUUUGCUGGAGAAUCGGUCACCUUUAGCUGUGCCAUCAGUGUCCAAUCUGAAUGGACGUACCUGUGGUACAAAGAUGGCAGUCCGGUUACUGGAUCAUCAGACAAACUUGCAGUUCCAAUUCGCGGAACAGAAAAUGGGGGAUCGUAUACGUGCAAAGCAACAAGAGGUCAAAAUCCAGCCUUCAUCACUGAUUCAAGUCCAUCUAAACAACUUCAAGUACAAGAAAACAAGCCUAGGCCCUCAAUAACUCAACAGCCAGAUGCUAAAAAGCUUUACGUUGGAGAAAGUGUGUCAUUUGAAUGCAAAGUUGAACACUCAGAUGGCUGGAGCUAUGACUGGUACAAAGGUGGAUCACCAAUUCUCACCAACAGCAACAAUUUAAAAAUGGAAAGACUCAUUUUGUCAAAUGGGGGAGUUUAUAAGUGCAAGGCCAAAAGAGAGAAAACAGGAUUCAACACAGAAUUCAGUGACCAGCGGACCUUAGAACUCUCUGAAAUUCCUGUUCCAACUUUGAAGCUAGUAACCAAAUGGCCAGAUGUGUUCCCCACUGAGAAUGUAAAUAUGAGAUGUGAGAUGCAGACGGACAGCGCUGACUGGACAUACGCGUUUUACAGAGAUGGAACUAAGGUCCAGGAUUAUAAUUCAGGAAAGGACACGAGAAGUCUUUCCAUCACCUCUGCUUCAACCUCAGACAGGGGAAGCUACAGCUGCUCAGGAAAACUGAAGAGCAGGGAUGUCAACAGCACCAAAGGUUCUCCACUAAAGCUUAAUGUCUAUGCUGAGAAACCCACUUUCACACUGACACGAGAUCCAGACUAUGAUGUGAUGUUUGCUGGAGAAUCGGUCACCUUCAGCUGUGCCAUCAGUGUCAAAUCUGAAUGGACGUACUCGUGGUACAAAGAUGGCAGUCCGGUUACUGGAUCAUCAGACAAACUUGCAGUUCAAAUUCAUGGAACAGCAGAUGGGGGAUCGUAUACAUGCAAUGCAACAAGAGGUCAAAAUCCAGCCUUCAUCACUGAUUUAAGUGCUCCUAAACAACUUAAUGUGCAAAAUGCACCGACAGUCACACUGGAGCAGAACCCAGCACAUAAUUUGUACUCUGACGAGUCUGUCUCCUUUAACUGUCACAUUAAUGUUUCCUCUGGAUGGAAGUAUCAGUUUGUGCUUCCAGAUGGCAGAGAGUUAGACUAUUCUGGAAGCAAACACAACAUCACUUCUGUGACAACAAAAGACUCUGGUUCAUAUAAAUGCAAAGUUAAAAGAGGAAACAUCUUCAGUUCAGACAACAAAGUAAAGCUCAACGUUGAAGAGCGCCCAAAGCCUUCUAUAGUCCUGCUAACUGGCUGGUCAGACGUCUUCUCCACUGAUAGCUUGAGUCUAAAAUGUGAAGUAAAGGAGAGCACGCACAACUGGAUGCAUUACACAUGGUUCAAAGAGGGGGAACAAAUCGAUUCAUUCAAUGUGACACAUACAGUAACUCCCAGCAAUGACCCAGACCAGAGUACUUACACUUGCCGUGCAUUUGCUGUUGAGAGACCCUUAUACUCAAAAUUCAGUGACUCUUUCAAGACCAAGAACCUUCUUUUAAAGAGGAGGGUGCUUCUUUCCAUCUCUGGCUGCAUCGUCUUUGGUAUCGCUGCGGUCUUUAUAGGAUGCGUGGCCCUGAGAGUCUUCCGCAAACCAAAUGGUCGUGAUGACAAAAUGGAAGAGGUCAACCUGUUUCCGACAAUGGCCGAGCUAAAGAUAACUGAUGUACCGUGUCCACUGGUUGAGUACAUCACUGAUGCCUCUCUGAAUGCACCAGCUAAAGAAGAAGAGGAGGAGAAUGGCACAGUUUGCAGUGAAACAACACCCUUACCAAUAACCAAGCAGGAGGACCAAGCUGCAACGACUGACAACCAGGAAACAACAGAAACCAACGGUGGGCUGAGUUCUUUUCUAAAUUGAGCCAAUGAAGAAGUCUUUGCAUCAACAACAUGCCUAUCAGUGAGUCAGCAGACUUACUUCAGCUCUGUGAGGCUUUAAUGGUCAGUGCACACCAGAAAACAACAUCUUUGUGCAAUCUAGUGAUGUGGCUGUCACAGGACAUCUGAAACUCUGCUGAAGAUCAUUAAGAUUGAUGUAAAAGAUUUUCGUUUUAGAUGUACUAUGUCAUGACCCGACAGCUGGAAACUCUUCAGGGCUAGAUAGAGUUUUUAAAAAACCCAACUACUGAAAAAAAAAACAUAUCAGCUUUCAUAAAAUAUGCAUGAACAGAUAUUUUAUACACACAUUACCAAAAAGCACAAAACUGUUGAGGAUUUAUGCAUCGUUUAAUUCACAUUGUUUGAAUGAAUUUGGUUUUUAAGGCACUGUUAAAUAGAAAAAAACAUUAUUUAUGAGCUGAACAUCAUUUAUAAUCACUGUUCAUUUUGAAUUGCUGUAUAUAUUUUACAUGUACAAUGACGUGGAGGAGAAUUUAUUCGUUGUUCUUCAGUUAGAUCUUCAGUUCUCUGAACAAGCAGCAGAUGUCAGCAGAUGUAACAUAAGCUGUGGUGUCCUCCAAAGUUUACUUUUACUGUAAUGAUGAAUGUCACUUUUGUUCUUUGCUUCUUGCUUUGUUUUCUAACCACUUGGAUGUUGAUUAGUUGAUGUAUUUAUGUAAAAAUUCAAGCAUUUUAAGUUUCCACAUGAAUUGUGUUAAUAAAAAGUAUAAAAUGUU